Messenger RNA from Saccostrea echinata, 705 nucleotides. RefSeq lists its product as uncharacterized. Bases 1 to 705 code for a protein of 234 amino acids. The transcript is spliced from 3 exons. The record is from RefSeq and is a predicted model, not a curated record. Lineage: Eukaryota; Metazoa; Mollusca; Bivalvia; Ostreida; Ostreidae.
AUGAAGACACAAUGGAAAUCUGAGAUCAUUCAAAAGAUGAAAGAUGUCAAAAAUGGAGAAAAGGAAAUGAAAUCCAGCGAUGAAGAUAUUAGAGAAAAAAUUAUGAAACAAGCUCAGAAUUUUAUGGAUCAGUUUGGCAAAUUCACCACAGAUCAUGUAAGAUAUAAAAAAUCAUCCAAUGAUAGCUUACAAAGUGCACAAUCAGACAACAAAAUUUGUACCAAAAAAGUAUUUGAGCGGUCAGUAAAAAUCAGAGAAUUAAAAAAGAAGAAGGAAAAUUUAUUUCACGUGAGUUGCCUUGAUGUCAAAUCAGCGUACAUCAGUGGUGAUGGUCCUGGAAUACUGUUCAUAGACAGAAAAAACUUUAUUGAUACUGAAUUUGGACCUGGGGGACUGUGUUGUACCAGAUCAGGUGAUAUCUUGGCCUGUAUGGGUUUUAGAAAAAUAGCCAGAGUGGUGAAGUACAGCAGCAGUGGAGAGAAAAUCCGGGAGUUUCAGAAGGAUCAGAACGGGGAGAGACUUUUCAUUCAUCCAAGGUUUAUCUGUGAGAAUGCCAAUAGUGAUUUAUGUAUCUCUGAUUGUGGUAGAAACAGUAAAGUAGUCGUACUGAGCAAGUGUGGAAUACUUCGGUUUAAAUAUGAUGGGAAGGUCGGAACUAAAACGCUAAAAGAGGAUAUUAAGCCAUGUGGAGUGGCUACCGACUGA